AUGAAUGGGAACACGAUAGAUGGUACUUUGAUUGGUCUUGCUCCAAUUGUAAAGACCCCAAUUGCAGAUAUUUUAAAUGUGACACUUUCACAACAAGGAAAACCCUGUGGGUUCUUUGAGGCUCAAUUUUACAGAUGUGUUGAAGCUUAUGGAGCCAAAUUAGGAAGAAAAUACUGUGAUUUAGAACAUAGGGAUUUUAAAGAAUGUAUAACUGAAGAUAAACAAAAAAAACGUGCUGAAGCCAUACGUAACGAACGUUGGAAACAGUAUUUUAAUGGAAAAUUAGAUAAACCAUUCGUUGAAAAUCAUCCUGAACCAGGUGUUUAUAGACCAGAACAUUUUGUUAACAAUCCAUUUAACUAG
Messenger RNA from Strongyloides ratti, 363 nucleotides. RefSeq names its product NADH:ubiquinone oxidoreductase, iron-sulphur subunit 5 family-containing protein. NCBI's taxonomy places the organism in Eukaryota, Metazoa, Nematoda, Chromadorea, Rhabditida, Strongyloididae. Bases 1 to 363 code for a protein of 120 amino acids. The transcript is spliced from 3 exons. The record is from RefSeq and is a predicted model, not a curated record.